Lontra canadensis (Northern American river otter) is the source of this 1767-nucleotide messenger RNA. It is a transcript of the gene XYLB, whose product is annotated as xylulokinase. Gene Ontology annotation, cellular component: cytosol. The transcript has 19 exons. The record is from RefSeq and is a predicted model, not a curated record. Bases 78 to 1685 code for a protein of 535 amino acids. Gene Ontology annotation, molecular function: D-xylulokinase activity; 2 iron, 2 sulfur cluster binding. Lineage: Eukaryota; Metazoa; Chordata; Mammalia; Carnivora; Mustelidae. Gene Ontology annotation, biological process: xylulose metabolic process; D-xylose metabolic process.
GUCUCUGGGCGCUGGAGCGCGGCGACACUGCGGCCGCGGGAAGGACGGACGGACGGGCCGCCGGACCGUCCGGGGCCAUGGCCGAGCACGCCGCUCGCCCAUGCUGCCUGGGCUGGGACUUCAGCACGCAGCAGGUGAAAGUUGUUGCUGUUGAUGCAGAGCUGAAUGUGUUCUAUGAGGACAGUGUGAAUUUUGACAAAGACCUUCUAGAAUUUGGGACUCAGGGUGGAGUUCACGUUCACGAGGACGGGCUAACAGCGACCUCCCCAGUCCUGAUGUGGGUCCAGGCUCUGGAUAUCAUCUUGGAGAGGAUGAAGGCUUCAGGCUUCGACUUCUCUCAGGUCCUCGCCCUGUCUGGGGCGGGCCAGCAACAUGGAAGUGUAUACUGGAAGGCUGGGGCCAGCCGCGUGCUGACAAGCCUGUCACCAAACCUCCUGUUACAUAAGCAGCUGCAGGCGUGUUUCUCCAUCAGGGACAGCCCAGUAUGGAUGGACUCCAGCACCACAGUCCAGUGCCGCCGGCUGGAGGCCGCCGUGGGCGGGGCACAGGCUCUCAGCUGCCUCACUGGCUCCCGAGCCUAUGAGCGUUUUACAGGAAACCAGAUUGCAAAGAUUUACCAGCAGAAUCCUGAGGCCUAUGCACACACAGAGAGAAUUUCUUUGGUUAGUAGUUUUGCUGCUUCCCUGUUCCUUGGGUCUUACGCCCCUAUCGACUACAGUGACGGUUCUGGAAUGAAUUUAUUGCAGAUCCAGGACAAAGUCUGGUCGCAGGUCUGCCUUCGUGCCUGUGCACCUCAUUUAGAGGAGAAGCUUGGCUCACCUGUACCGUCGUGCUCUGUGGUGGGAGCCGUUUCCUCCUACUUUGUCCAGCGCUAUGGAUUUCCUCCAGGAUGCAAAGUGGUGGCCUUCACUGGGGACAACCCUGCUUCGCUGGCAGGCAUGAAGCUGGAGGAAGGUGACAUUGCGGUCAGCCUGGGCACCAGCGACACCCUAUUUCUCUGGCUCCAGGAGCCCAUGCCUGCCCUGGAAGGGCACAUCUUCUGCAACCCGGUUGAUGCCCAGCACUAUAUGGCGCUCCUGUGCUUUAAAAACGGCUCCCUCAUGAGAGAGAAGAUCCGCGAUGAGUCCGCUUCCUGUUCCUGGAGUGAUUUCUCUGAGGCGCUGCGGUCCACGGAGAUGGGCAACGGCGGGAACCUGGGUUUUUAUUUUGAUGUAAUGGAGAUCACCCCUGAAAUUACUGGGCGCCACCGGUUUAGUGCAGAAAACCGCCAGGUCUCAGCAUUCCCUGGGGCUGUGGAGAUCCGGGCACUGAUCGAAGGGCAGUUCAUGGCCAAGAGGAUCCAUGCUGAGGGCUUGGGUUAUCGAGUCAUGCCCAAGACAAAGAUUCUGGCCACCGGAGGGGCAUCUCACAACAGAGACAUCUUACAGGUGCUUGCAGAUGUGUUUGGUGCCCCAGUGUAUGUCACAGACACUGCCAACUCGGCCUGUGUGGGCUCUGCAUACCGAGCUUUCCAUGGCCUUGCAGCUGGAACAGACGUGCCCUUUUCAGAGGUGGUGAAGUUAGCCCCAAAUCCCAGAUUAGCUGCUACCCCAACCCCAGGAGCUUCUCAGUUGCUCUGUGAGAACUAUGGAAGAAUUCAAAAACUAUGCAGCCACCAACCUAGCUACUGCUUUCCUGGAAUCUGAUAGAAGUCUUAGGAGCCUGAAUAUAAUUUACUUUCCCUCUCUCGCUGCAAUAGUAGAAGCAUGUAUCAAAAUGUAACCUCCA